GCAGCGACGGGGCCCCACCUUCCCAGGGCCCAGCGGCCGCGGGAGCCGCGGUAGGAGGGAAUUCUGAACUUCUGCGGGACGGCUCGGCUUUUCGAGAGUCAGAUUCGAAACCCAGUCUCUGAGAUGAUGGGGUUGUGAAAGGGGCGUCACGGCGUAAGGUAGCUGACCCCUUGCGCCGCCUGCCUGGCGUCCUGUUUCACCUUCUUGAGCUUCAUUCAACUAGUGGAUCCCGAGCUCCCCAAGCCUGGAUCUCCAGACAAGGGUCACAUGGCCAGUAAGAUUUAUUUUUAUUUAUUUAUACAAGCACUGGGUACAGUCAGAAGCGCAGGAGGGUGAGAAAAUUCACCAGAGCCAGAGCAGGGAGCAGAGCAGGCAGAAGGACCGAGGUACACUGCUGAGGGGAGCAGCGGGCGCCAUGUGGGACCCUCACACGGUGGCCGGGGAGCAGCCGGGGAUCGAACCGGCGCUGCAGAGGCUGCGGGCAGCUUCGCAACCCAGCGCUCAACUGCCGCGCCACCUGGGAGGCCCUGUAAAUGUUCUUAAUGCUGACUUGCUGGACUUCUCCAACGAAGAGUUACAGAUGGCCAACAGACACGUGAAAAAAUGUUCAUCAUAACUUAAUAUCAGGGAAAUGCAAAUCAAAACCAAAUGAAAUAUUGCCUCACACCUGUGAAAAUAACCGGUAUCAAAAAAGACCAGAAACAAGUGUUGGAGAGGAUGUAGAAGGAAACCUCGUAUACUGUUGGUGGGAAUGUAGACUGUUUCAGUCCCUAUAGAAACUAGUAUGGAGAUUUCUCAAAAUAUUAAAAAUAGAUCAACCAUAUAACACAGUAAUUCCCCCCUUAGUAAUCUAGCCGAAGAAUACAAAAACACUAAUUCAAAGGGACAUAUGCAUACCUAUGUUCUUUGCAGCACUGUUUACAGUAGCUAACCUUUGGAAAAAAAACUAAGUUCCUUAAGUCAGAUGAGUUGGUUAGGAAGAUGGACAUAUAUACAGUGGAAUACUGCUCAAUUAUUAAAAAAAAAAAAAGAUAAACUCUUGCCUUCUGUGACAACAUGGAUAGAACUGGAGGGAAUUAUGUUACAUGAUAUAAAUCAGGAGAAAUAUCAAAUGGUGGGAUACAGAGAAAGGAUCAGCUAAAACUAAACCGUACAAAUCUGUAGAAAACUGUAGAAUUGAAGCUACCUGAGUGGGAAGUGGGGAGGUGGAAACAGUGACUAUGGUAGAGGAUUCUAAAUCAUACAAUGUUGUAAAUCAAGGUUACCUCUACAAAAAAAAAAAAUUAAAUAGAAAUUGGGUGUGCAUAUUUAGCAACUGGAAAAAAGGAACUCUGGUACAAAUGAUGUUUGGGAAUUCCUAUACCUAUAUGAAACAGAUAAAUGCAAACAUCAAAUGCUUAGUUUCUGCAAACUAAAAUGGACUACACAUUUUCCAUUUCAAGAUAAAGUUGUCUGGGAUAGUUAGUUUGAAUGACAGAUAAUUGAUUUAGUCAAUCCUUACAUUACUAUACUAGGAAUUCAAAAUCCUUCCCAAUGAAAAAUAUACCAGAUCUCCUCACAUGAUGCUUUCUGGGGAAGAAAAAUAAAUGCACCUACCAAGGAUGACAAGCAUUUCUUGAUGUUUAGUACACUUCUUGCAUGUGCAUGUUCCGGGGAGCUGUCAUGACUGCAACUUUUUAAUCUCUUGAGCUGUUUGGCAUUUCUCCUGGUAUGAUGCUGUCUGCUGGUGAUGUGGGUGAACUGUAUUUUCAACUUCAGCAUAUACUUCACCAGGGACUCAGCAAGGUGGAGGCAUUUGAAGAGGUUUGCUUUUUCUAUUCUUUGUUGUGGAUUCAGUCUGGCUGUAACCUGAUGCAUGCUUGCUCUCUUAUGGAGCCAGCAGGUAUUCUGGGACAAAAGCUCAGUUGAUUGAAAGAAACCCUAUCCUUAAAGUCUUGAGCACAAAAUAGCUUACUUCCAUUGCUGUUCGACUGGAGUGAUUCUGAGACACAUUUGGAUAUAAUUUGGCAUCCGUACUCAAUAAUUCCCAACACUCUGAAAUUGCUCACAGAUAACAUGCAGAUGAUAUUCUGCAGACUUCGGACUCAUCAGUGGUGCUUCAUUCUGUUUAAUGUUAUCCUAUUUCAUGCUUUGCUUUUUGGCGCUGAUUUUGUAGAAGAAUACUUUCUGCAUGCUUUGCCUUAUGUAGACAUGAAAGUUCUUGAAAUUAAGGAUAAAGCAAGAAAACUGAACAUGGAGCCCCUAAGAAGUAAUCUUUCCAAAUAUUAUAUCCUGAACCAGUCAGAUGUGUGUAAAGGGAAGAACGUAUUUUUGCUCUCUCUCAUUUUCAGUCGCCCAGGAAAUGGAACAAGACGGGAUCUCAUCAGGAAAACCUGGGGUAACGUCACCAGUGUCCGAGGGCACUCCAUUCUCACACUGUUUGCUUUGGGAAUGCCUUUUUUGGUAACCACCCAGCAAGAGAUACACCAAGAGUCUCAUAAGAAUAAUGAUAUAAUUGAAGGAAUCUUCUUGGACAGUGCUGAGAACCAAACCCUAAAGAUCAUCGCAAUGAUGCAGUGGGCUGUGACUUUCUGUCCUAAUGCCCUGUUCAUUCUCAAGGUUGAUGAAGAGAUGUUUGUCAAUCUUCCAAGCUUGGUUGACUAUCUUCUCAAUCUAAAAGAACACCUUGAAGAUAUCUACAUAGGAAGGGUUAUCCAUCAGGAAACACCCAACAGAGAUCCUAAUAGCCAAGAAUUUGUCUCUUUUAGUGAAUACCCAGAAAAGUACUACCCAGAUUACUGCAGUGCUGAGACCUUUAUAAUGUCCCAAGAUGUGGCUCGGAUGAUGUAUGUGGUUUCCAAAGAAGUACCCAUUUCGGUGCCUGCUGACGUGUUUGUAGGAAUUUGUGCCAAGUCCAUUGGCCUUGUUCCCAUCCACAGCUCAAGGUUUUCUGGGAAAAAGCAUAUCAGAUACAACAGAUGUUGCUAUAAGUUCAUUUUCACGUCCUUAGUAAUUACAGAUGCUGAAAUGCCCCUGAUAUGGAAGGAAAUUAAUGAUGGAAAAGAAUGUACACUGUUUGAGACUUACUAUGGUCUCAUUUCCUGCAAACUUCUGACAUACCUCGACAGCUUUAAACGUUUUCACAUGGGUAUCAUAAAAAACAAUGCCAUGUAUUUUGGUGAUUAGGAUUUCUUGGGUAACGUGACCAGUGUCCGAGGGCACUCCAUUCUCACACUGUUCGCUUUGGGAAUGCCUUCUAAGUGUGUUCUUUAAAACUACCUCCUUUGGGAAUGCCUUCUAAAUGUGUUCUUUAAAACUACCUCCUACCUUAUUAUAGAGAGCAUGCCUACUUUUUGGUGUUUUAUGUCGUUUUUCUUAGUCUUUGGUCCUAUUUGGCAAGUUAUAAAACGUUCUUAGUGCUCUGGUGUACUGUAUCAUUUGAGAUUUUGUUUCAAGAAACCUAAGUUUGUUUAGGAUGAUUCUUUUCAAAAUAAAGCCUUUCAUUCAGA
This is a messenger RNA of Talpa occidentalis (Iberian mole), 3488 nucleotides long. It is a transcript of the gene B3GALT9, whose product is annotated as beta-1,3-galactosyltransferase 9. The record is from RefSeq and is a predicted model, not a curated record. The coding region runs from base 2056 to 3165 and encodes 369 amino acids. The transcript is spliced from 3 exons. Gene Ontology annotation, molecular function: hexosyltransferase activity. Lineage: Eukaryota; Metazoa; Chordata; Mammalia; Eulipotyphla; Talpidae. Gene Ontology annotation, cellular component: membrane.